AUUUCUGUACACCACUACACACCUGAUUCAUUCACUGUCCUCUACAUCUAUCUGUUGUCCUUUUUGUCAUUGCAAACAGGGCACACACGAACACACCACCGCCAGUCUUUGUUCUCCAGUCUUUGACCUGACUGCGCCUGUAACCCUCACUCGUCCUUCACCCUCCCAACUCAAACCCAAAUUCAAAACCCUCGUCUGGCUUACAGUAAUCAAUAACACACCUUGAGGCAAUUAAAUGCCCUCUCUUACGUCCCCAGACGUUCCCAACGACCAGCUGGACACUUCUGGUCGAUACUUAUUACCUCCCCUUGACCCUCACUCUCCCGCUCCUCUUACAGACUACGACUAUCCUCAGUCACCCAUCAUGUCUCAAGACAGGCACAUGGGCUCCAUGGCGGCCGCUCUCAGAAUGAAGUUGGAGCAUCUCCCCCAGCUAAACAUGCACAAUCUCAGCCUCCACCAUGCUCAGCAAAAGCGAUUCUCUACAGAACUCAACUCAGCCACCUCGUCGAGAUCAGCAUACUCCUUUGGCUCAAAUCAGUCAGACGACACCGAUGCCACUGACAUGACAGUCACUCCCAACCGCUCACGAGCAAGCACAUUCGAUAAUGCCGAACGUAUCACCUCUCCCUUGAUUCAGACCGUUCAGUGCAAACCACCCUUACGAGUGGUCCUAGGAACCGCCUCGGUAGGCUCCAAACAAUCCCCUCUCGCCAAAAUCACCACCGUCGAAGAUGCAUCCAAGUUUGUCAACUUGUUUCACUCAAGAGGCUACAAUGACAUCGAUACCGCCAGAGCCUACCCAGUGGGUCGUGGUGGCACAUGCGAAAAGCUGUUAGGUGAAGAAGAGUUACGCUUGUCAAAGUGGGCCAACGUCUCCAGCAAGGUCUCCAGUUUCAUGCCUGGUUCUCAUCGAGCAAGGAACAUUGCCUUGAGUAUCGAUCGGUCGUUAGAGGCGCUCAACACCGACCAGGUCGAUGUCAUGUACCUGCAUGCUCCCGAUCGUGCCACUCCUUUUGCCGAGACGGCGGAGGCUAUGAAUAAAGCCUACCUUGAAGGCAAGUUUGAACGCUUUGGUCUGUCCAAUUUCUCCGUCGAAGAGGUUGAGCAGAUGGUUAAAGUCUGCGAGGAUAACGGCUUUGUGAAACCAUCUGUGUACCAAGGCCAAUACAACCCCAUCUGCCGAGGUGGUGAAGAGCGACUGUUCAGUGUCCUCCGCGAUCACAAUAUUGCCUUCUACGCUUAUAGCCCUUCAGCCUGUGGCUUCUUUUCCAACAAAGUCUCGCGAGCGUCGGCCAAGGACAGGAACAGUCGGUGGAACAUUGCCUCCCCACUGGGCGCCAAGUAUGCUGGUGACUAUUUCCAUGAUCCUUUGUUUGCUGCCGCCGAACUUGUCCGACAGCAGGCUCGCAAAUUCGGUAUUUCCGGACACGCUGCAGCCCUCCGCUGGACGACCUGGCACUCCCAACUGGGUGCCGAAUAUGGAGAUGCCGUCAUCAUCGGUGCCUCCAAGCUGUCUCAACUCCAAGAAAACAUGGACAUUCUCGAACAAGGUCCUCUCCCCGAUCAACUUGUUGAUACUCUCAACAAUAUCUGGGAGGACGUCCGCGCGUCCGAGAAAGGUCCCCGAUUUUCCUUUGUCUAAGGUGCACAAUGUACGAUGAUAUCACGGUUGACGUUGACCCGAACGAGAAACGUGGUUGGAACUGUCUGAAGAGAUAUUGAUUCUCGGCGUUGUUUGAAGACGCCGACUGGCGAUGGGGAAAAUUUAUGUCAUCCUCGAUCCCUCUCAAGUGCUGAGGGGAUCCGAAUGCUUGUGUCAUGCUCAAGGAUGAGCGUUUUGUCCAAAAUGGAUCUGCUAUUUCAAUUCAUGUGUUACGAUACCCUUUGAACAUGUAUGUCAUGACCUGGGAAGCAUCAUGGGCCGCCGACGAUCCGGUCGCUGGUAGAUGCAGGAGAUGUUGACAGCCCAUGCAACCCACCCACCAAUUUGAUACCAGAUGACUGAAAUCAAUUCAAUCACUACAAUCG
Molecule: messenger RNA, 2031 nt
Organism: Exophiala mesophila
Lineage: Eukaryota; Fungi; Ascomycota; Eurotiomycetes; Chaetothyriales; Herpotrichiellaceae
Exons: 1
Coding region: 236-1645 (469 amino acids)
Source: RefSeq, a predicted model, not a curated record